CAUAGCGCCAUUGCUAUUUUCGGCAUGUUCAUUUAUGUCCUUUUUGUUACGGAUUUCUCGGACCGCUUUUCCUUCACACAGUUGAACUCUACUACGUGGGCUAUUUUCCAUCACCAAGCGUCUUCUGAAUUUGAAAUUGACCGGCCCGUCGGUGAGCGGAGGGACUGUCCUUUGAUCCCCGCGGCAAAAUUUUGAGGAAAUCGGCGGAAAAGGGGGAAAAAUUGCGAGUUGAAAAUAGCCUUUGCUAGCGGUUUAACAACAAGGAGUAACAUACAGCGUGCAUAUGAGAAGUUGAUUUUUUUGUCAUGAACGGAGCUCCUGUGGCCAAGAUUGGUGUUGGAAAUUUAAACUGAUGCGCCACUUGGCAUACAGGAAAUUCAUUAACAGAUGACCUAACAGAACUCAUUCUCGAAAAGGUGCUGAAGUUGGAGAGUACAUGGGGCAACAUUAUGGCGAAAUUCCUGGAUAAAGAUCCGUUCAGUUACGAGCAAGAGCGUACAGCAUUCGUCAACCAGCUUCGUCAGUUUCACGCAUCGAAAGGGACACCGUUCUUUCGUUUGCCGACAAUUGCUGGCAAAGAAUUGGAUUUAUAUCUGUUGUACAGCAAAGUCGUGGCUUGGGGUGGUUUGACGAAGGUCACUGAUCAAGGAAAAUGGGAGAGCCUUCAGGAGUACUUUGGGAUCGCUGCCACCUGUGGCCAUGCUGCCUUUGCCCUGCGCCAAUUCUAUGUCAAAUUUUUGGAGUCCUACGAGCGGAUUCACCAUCAAGGGGAGGAUGCGGAGGAGGUGUUACGGUCACGGUCUCGGCCCGCGACGCCGUCCAGCCAACCCCAGAAGAGAAAUAUCGAUACCAGGAAAGGCCUGGAGAUCCCUGAGCAACUGCGCAUCAAUGCGGGUCUGUCGACCCAGAAACCCCGUCUCUCCGACUACGACAAGAUCAUGUUCUCGCUGCAGAGCGGCCUACCCAAUGAGGUGGACUUUGCCAUCAACGUCUGCACGCUGCUGUCCAACGAGGGACGGCACGUACUCCACCUGGAGCGGGCCGUGAAGCUGAUUGAUCUGCUCCUGGCCCACUGCGGCGUGUUUUAUGAAGGGCCUGGGGGCUUUCGGUCACUGUACACAGAGGACUGGAAACCCACCACAAAGCGUGACUUUGUGACGUUCUGGUACGACACGGUAACGGACAGCGAUAUACGGGAGAUUAUCGGCCCGGACACGUUACGAGCAAAAGCCCACUGUAAGAUCAAAGAUGCUGAGCAGUUUACCGUGAGGAAACUGGGUCUGAACGACAUCGAAGGACAAAGAGCUCUCCAGGUUGCGGUGAUUUUGAGGAAUUUAUCCUUCGAGGACCACAACAAGCGAGUGAUGGCAGCCCAUAGGACUUUCUAUCGGUUCCUCUUGCUGUGUGUCCACAAUAGCUGCUCGGCUCUCCAGCAGAUUGGGAUGGACACAUUGAGCAAUAUAGCUGAGGAGUUUAUACUUGAUCCCAUUGACUACCGGAGCACACAGCUGAUGUUUCACACCAUAGAUAAGGCCAUGAAGAACCAGGACAAGUUCAUCAUACUGAGAGCUAUGGAAGUGGUAGAGAAGCUGUCACAAGUAGACAGCAACAUUGACAUCAUCCGUCAGUGCAUGGAGGAGCGGGUCUACCGUUCUGUCAUCCGCCUCCUGACCAUACACGACGUGCAGCUGCUGCUGGGGGCCUUGGAGGUCCUCCUGGCCCUGUCUGAGAGGGGUGAGGUGUUCUGCACCAGAAUCGCCACCUUGGAGAAGAGUGUGGAUGUCUUAGUGUGCCUUGUGACAUUAGAUGCACAGUCUCUUGGUGCCGAGGCCUUUGUAGGCAUCAAGAUUGUUGACCACGCUCCCGAUGGCAUCCACCAUCCCAUCGUGACCAUGGCCAGGUACCAGCCCAUGUCACAGGCCACGCCGCCACCACCCCAAAAUGCUGGGACUGCCGCCACACCUCCUCCUUCCAUGAGACCUAUGCAGCAGCAGCAGUCCACCCCAACACCUCCCCCAGCUCCUGCUCAACCCGUCAACCGAGACGCUGAGAAUGAGAAAUUUACUUGUCAAUGGUUGCAUUCAUUCUAUGAGGCUGACAAUGACGCCUCAGUGUCAAGACUGGAUCUCUACAGUGACUACCUGUCUGCGUGUAGUAAAGCCUCCAGGGUCAACAUGGUCACCUCCACAAAUUUUGCAACGUGCAUCAAGAUGGUGUUUCCAGCGGCAGGAUUUCAGCGCGUGGAUUCAGAGAGUGGUGCUCAAGUCUAUAUCACUGGUAUCCACAAGCGCGUUCUACCACUGCCCUUCAACUGGCUGCUCUACCAGCAACUCCCCAAGCCUUCGCCCAACUACCAACCCCAGCUUGGAGGGCCCCAGUCCAACCUGGCCUCCAGCAUCAUGCAGCGGAUGGCUCAGAGGCUGUCCCCUUCCCCUGGAUCUUCCUCGUCCACCAGCCCUCAGCAACGGCUGUUCACCCAGGGGAUGAGCAGUGUAGGUACCAACCUGAUGCCCCCUCAAAUGUACCGUGCCGGAAUGAUUCCGGGUCCUCCCAGUGGCAACACGGGAAGCACUUCCCAACUCCAGCAGUUGAUCCUAGGGCACGGACUGCGACAGCAAAACCCUGUCACACAGGGACAAGUCGGUCAUCCAACCUCCGUUGGAUCGACUCCUAGUAAUCAAAGAACUCAUCCGCAGCAAGUAGUUCAAGCUACAGGAAGUGUACAUGGGGCACAGCAACAGGUCCAAACUACACAUUCAGUACCUUCAAACUGUUCAACACUUGCUGUUCAAAGUGCACAGCCAAAGGCAAACUCUGUUGAUGACUCUGAUAUGCUGUCCCCUCAAGGAAGUCUUGUCAACCAGGCUGGUAUCCCAAGUGCUUUUCUUCAAAAUCCCUUACCACAGCACAGCCAGGCGAUUGCUAAUAAUGAUCCUAGCAAGAGCCCAGGUCGGAGUCCUGCCUCCCCUGGUAGGGCGCCACCGCCUUACAGACCUCGUAGUCCAGCAGGCAGUGGAGCCAAAGCCACUACUCCUACCUCUAGUGUCGCAAAUUCCACAAGCCCCACACCCCCCUUGCCUGCAAGCUGUCCCAAACUGCCUAAUUCCUCGGAUACUAUCCCAAAUGAGGUGCUACAAGAAGGGGAGGUUAAGAUAGAAAAGAUUCCCAACAUCCAUGCUCAGCUGCCACUAGACACGAACCAAGUGUCCGUUGCAUUCCCACAAGAAGGAUCAGAUAACUUUCCAGCCAAUUCUAUUCCAUUACUGCAAGCCAAGGCGGCACCUGCAGUGUUCAACCCUGAAACAAGUAAUGCACAGCAACAGACCUCAUUGCAGGCCAAGCCAAGGGAAGUUUCCACAGAUACCAAUGCAACUCAAGCAGCCGGCAAUGCUGCGGUAACAAGCAGCCAGCAGGUUGUAAACAUUCCCAAUCAGCAGGUGUUCAUAACACAACAACAGCUGCAGCAUGCCAGUGGCAUUCCCGUGAACUCCCAGGGAAUUCAGAUAAGUGCCCAGGGAAUCCAGAUUAAUCCACAGGGAAUGAACCAUUCCCAGGGGAACGUCAUCGGGCACCAGCAGCAGAUUGUCACACAGGGACCUCAGCAGAGCAUCCAGAUGCAAAUACCAACAACUCAGGUUGGGGUACAGCAAUGGAUUCAGGCACAGCCCCAAGUAGGCCAACCCAACGCACAGGGUAUUGUGAACAUCAACGGACCAAGUAUUGUUGCAACGAAUGGUUUAAAGGGUCAGCCAAACAUGCAGAUUGUGCAACAAGGAGUUCUGUCUGGGACACAUGGAAUAAAGAUUGGUGCUCUUCCCGUACAGACCAAUGCACUUCCUGUGCAGACAGGCUUCCAGAUCAAGCAAUCUGACGCUCAAGGAAUGCCUCCUAUCUUACCCAAGACUGUCCCUGCCACUCAGCAGGUUAUUGUUGGCAGCAGUGCUGCUACAAAUGGGGGCAAGAUGUAUUCUGCAUAUGCCGUGGUACAGAAUGUUCAACGUAGUGUGCCGACUGUUCUUGGGCAAGUCACGCCAACCAAUCCUGGCCAGACAGGGCAAGGAGGUUCUUCAGGCACAUCACAGCCAACAACGAGCGGUUCCGGAGCGUAUAUUCCAAUUCAACCGAAAUUGAGCGGACAUCUCCAUCAGCAACAGCAACAACAGCCACAGCAGCAGUCAUAUUCUGUUGCCCAGCCACAGCAGAUUAUCCAUCAGCACAUGGUCCAACAGCAGCAGCAGCAGCAACAGCAGCAGCCCCAACAGCAGUACAUUCUCACCAGCAUUCAAGGGACCUUGCCUCAACAGUCAUUUGCAGUUUCAACUAUUUCCAGUGCACCUCAAGUACAGCAAAGUUUUGCAGUGGGUGUAGCAGCCCAUCCAUCAACCCAGCCUUCAACGACAGUCUGUUCUCAGAGCCAGUCCAUUGGCCAUGUUGCAGCUCGGAUACAGAGCCAAGGACAGCAGAUCACAUCUGCACACAUAGACUCUCCCUUGAUUAAGCAACUCCUGCAGUCUGGCUCGUCAGUUCACCCUCCCCAACCCAAUCAGUUGCCUCAACCACAGGUUGUGAAUCCAAAUAUGCAGAGCGCAGUUCAGUGGGUCGUCCCUCAGAAUCCAAGCAGCGGGACAGCACCAGGGUAUGGGCUAGUCAACAUCCAGGGACCAAUGGCACAGCAGUGUAUGCCACAGCCUUACGCAGUGAAUCCACCAUUCACUCAAGUAGGCCAUCCGGCUCCUCUGCAACCAGUGAUGCACUUCAUUCCCCCAGUGUGUACGAGUCCAAGCCCAGUACAGAGUCCAGCUUUAAGCUGCAGCUCUUCCUCAAGUCCGAAUUCGACCUCCAAGUUAUACCCAAUGUCCCCAUCCCCGUCUCCUCAGCAUAAAUCUGAGAAAAAGUCCAAGUCAAAAUCACACAAGUCAAAGAAAUCGUCCAAAAAGAAAAAGUCGAAAUCUGGCAGUAGAAGUCCCCCAAUCAUAUGCUCAAAGGCGGAGCAUGGGAAAGACGUUUUGAAAGUUCAAGAGAAAGAAGCCCCCAUCAACUUGAUGGAGAACACUUCAUUUGCUGAAGACAACAGCAAUCAGUCAUCGGAAAAGUCUGAAGAUUUAAUCGAAAACUCGAAACCUUGCAAUAAUUCUGAAUCAUUGGAACCAAAGACACAAACGGAGACAAACAGUGUAAAAGAGUGUGGAGAUUAUCAAGGGAAUGCUAAGCCCACUUGUAAUGGGUCAGCUACUAAUGAAAGUAAUGAAAUUCCUGAAACAAACGAAAUCCAAAGACUCAAAUCCAAACUAGAGGAGGCUUCACUCAAGCAAAGCCUAUUGAACGGGUUUGGAAAUGGAGAGGAUCUAGACAAAACGCAGCAUGAUGCCUUGAUCCAACGGGCAGAAUUCCUUUUGGAAAACUCAGGAAAGGACUUGGACAAAGUCCUCAAAAGCCCCAGAAUUCGACGAAAAAGUGAGGAGUUUACAUCCAAAGAAAGAACUUGCAGGUUAAGUAUGGACCCGGAUGCAGAUACUGAGCCUUCAGAGAAACCCUGCAUAAAUCACAUCGUGAAUGGUGACAUUCCUGAGAAAAGUGACAAAGCGGACACCGUAGUGAAUGCAACGGAUUCACAAAACCUGGAUGGAGAGUCUAGAAAAGACCUCGGCAAGGAUGACGUGAACUCACCUGCGGAUCAAGGGGACAGUAAAACCAGUCAUGAAGAACUAAUGGACCACAUGGAUUCCAAAAAAGACAGAGACUCCGAGUCAGACAGCGGCAUUGUCUUGAAUGAGCGAACAGGGUUUAUGCAUGAUGGCACCGGUGCUAUAAUUGCUCUCGCUGUUGGUAAUGCAGACUCUAAUAAAAUGUCCAGUCAGGUUGCCUUCUGUCGGGACAUCCGAGAACAUCUGCCGGCAGACAUGCCCAUGUCUGACCUGGCUGCACCAACGUUGGAGAGCAAUACAAACAACAACAGUAAUCCCAGUCUCUGUGGUGCUGAAGGCACUGGAGAAACCACUGAUAGCGUAUCUCAGGAGGAUCCCAUGGAAGGUGUAGUCUGCCCCGCAUUACCAAAGCCUCAACAACAAGCCGGUGACACAAGUAACCAAUCUAGUGCUCCUCUGAACACAGAAUCAUCGACAAGCAGUGAAACAAACUCUGAGAACUCCACACUAGUGAUGAGUGUCCCAGUUGUGCAAGGGCAGGUCCCCCAAACCCAAACACAAGCACCUUCAAGCACCUCGGCGAACGCACCCAGCAUAAACUCCCGAGUGGCAACGCCCCCGCCGCCCUCAAAGCCAACACCCUCGUCAGAAAUCAAGUCGGAGAAAAGUUCCAGCUCCAAAUCCAGCUCCAAAAAGUCGUCAGGGAAGAGGUCAAGGCACAGCUCCAGAGAGUCCAGCUCUAGUAAGAAGAGGAGGCGGUCUUCCUCAUCAUCAGGCAGCUCACAUCACAAGAAAUCCUCUUCCUCAUCCAGUGACAAGUCCAAGCAUCAUCACCAUCAUCACCAUCAGUCGUCACAGCAACAGCAGGCGCAGCAUCAAGUGCCGGUGCAGCAACAGCCAGCAGAGGCAGAGAUUUGCAUUUGUGACUGGAGGGGAUGCAAAAGGAAUUUCAAAACAAGGAAAUCCUUGCACGUCCACGCCAGCACUGUUCACGUCAUGGGCCCAGCCUACCGAGGCAUGUGUGAGUGGGAGAACUGUGACAACAUCCAGCGGCAACGGUGGUCUUGUGUCAGUCACAUGUCGGAGAAGCACUGCACAGAUCAGGCGCUGCGGGCAGCGGCCGAGAAACGCCAGCAGGCUUCCACACCGACGACGACUGCCGGUUCCACACCACAGCUCCCUACCCCAAUCCUGUACAACGCUCACACUGCCUACCAUGCCAUCCGUAGGAGUCUUCACUCUCCAUCUCUCAAGGAUCUCCUGGGAGAAAGUGAAGGACCCGUGACCAAGAGUAUCCGUAUCACUGCUGCACUAGUCUUGAAGAACUUGGCCACAUACUCAGCUGAUGCAAGGAGUUCACUGCGCAGACACGAGAUCCAUCUUGCCAGAUUGGCCAUCAGUAACUUCGAGGCUUCUUCCACUCUGGCCAAAUGUGUGGGCGAGCUGAAUGACACCAGGCAUCUGGCGUUGUCCUCGGACGAUGAAGAUGACUCUUGACCCAUGUCCCUGGAGCCAAACCCCCGUCUGUCGACCUUCCUGUAAAAUUCCGUUUACAGCAAAUGCUUUCUCUUUUGAAUGUUAAGUAACUGAGGGGGCACCUUUUGUGACCUAUGCACCAUUGUUGUCUGAUGACAGCUUGAGAUCCGUCAAAUCGAACAGCUUUUAUCAGUGAAACAAAACCUUCACAGCAUUGGUUUACAGAAAGAAUGGAUCGGUCUUUAGAGUCUUGUGGACAAGGAAAUUUAUGGGAGGUUUCUGUUAGUAUUCUUGGUUGGAUGAGGCUGAAAGUCAAAUUUAAGAAGUAGCUGGCAAAUGACGAAGCAACAAUGCGCAUCAGAAAAAUAUCAAUAUGGUUCCUGUGGUGGAUAAUCUUUCCUUUUAUUUUUUCUUGAGAGAGGUGCUGCCAUCGCAUUUUGGUUCCCAGAAGACUUCAGCAGAGAGUUUGAAAUAAGUGUUACAGGCACCAGCCUUUGCCUCGUUCCAGAUCCCUUUGUGAAGAUGUGUGCUGGGAAAAAAAACUGAUACCAAAUGUCCUCAUUGACUAAUGAUUCUGUUGCCACUUAAUGUAAGCAGACAAACUGGGGGGGGGGGGAGGGGGAAAGAGACACCUGUUGGUUUCCGUAAUCAUCCAACUAUAAAUGCAGAUUUGCCAGUUAUGUCAGGGUAUUGGAAUAUUUAGCCAACCGAUGUUUUCUGUUUCAUUGUGUGCCUGACGCGACAUUGGAAUGAUUUAAUAUUUGUAGAAGAGGCUGAUGGGAAACUUAUCUCUGUUUUUUUUGGAAGAGCAGAUUCAGCAGCAAAGUUGGAAAGUUAGAAACAGUCAAUUCCCUUCUUUUUUUCUUUUUUUUACUUUAAAUCAAUGCACACACCUUUAAAAUUGCACUGUUUAAUUAUUGGUUUUUUUCAUCGGACAAGCCUUGUGGUCACCGUAUUUUUAAUCUUUCAAGUACAGAAAGUGAUGCAAACAAAUGUGAACUUGACAGAGUGAUCCAGGACAUUGCCUUUGUGAAAAUUUGUUGAUAGUUUGGUUGUUUUUGUCUAAUACCCCUAUGCAAUUUAACAUGACAAAUAUACUUUUUUUGUCGGAAUGGAGCUUUCUGUUGAAGUGACUGUUCAUCUCGGUUUCUGGAAUAGUUUUCUUUUUCCAUGUAUUAGUUAUUUUUUUAUUUCUUUGUUUACCUUCUAUUGCAAUACCUCCCAAACAGAUCUUUCUGGGUCGCGUCAAACUAGCGUUAUCUUCCGACCUUGUCGCGAUAGGUUAUGGGGAACAUUUUUGUGGCAGAUACUUUUUCAUUUUAACGAUCUCCAAACAAGAGAAGAAAAAAAAUACGCCAAAGCAGGAAAUUACAUUCACACUAAAUACAUUACUUGCACAAACAUCUCUGUAUUAUAAAGGUCUUCAAAAAAAAGAACAAAAAAUCAAAAGCUUGUCUUUUUCUUAACCGUUGGUGACAAGUUCAGAGAACAAUUUCAGUUUUGUCUCGAUUUGCUCUUUACUGUCGAUCACAAAAUGCAAGAAAUUGAAGGUUCCAUGAAAAAACGGACUACAUGUUCAGCAGCCUGUACUAAUUCCAUAUAGACAAUUUUAAAACUCUGUUCUUUGCAGUCAUGUGCAAGACAUGCAAAGCUUCUUUUUGAGACUCUACAGCCGUCAUUGCAGUCAGUGUAGUUGUUCAUUUUUCUUUUUGUUAGGAAGGGGGGAGCAGUCGACGAGUUCCAUCAGUUCUUUGUCUCUUUGCCUUGUUUCAGAUUAGUGCUAAUCUUGAAACCCUCUUUUAUAGUGAGGUGUAUAUGCUCAUCACCCUUUCGUGGCCUUUUCCGGACCAAAACGGUAAUUCGGUUGCCUUCAUGGUGACACCCGCUAUAGCAAAAUUGUAGAAGAGACGUGUUUUCGUUUAUAAGUGGUUGUAAAUAGGUAUCCGUUUUUGUAUCUCUCUACUGUGUAUACUUGUACUAUAAGAUUGGAAUAGAUUAUUUUCUAAAUGAAAUGCUGAGUUUCAUUCUGAACCAAACUAUCAAACCGUUUUGCUGUUUCGCAGUCUCAUGAGAAAAUAUUCCUUGUUUGUGAAAAAAAAGAUAAAUACAGUAAGAGAAGCACAAAGUUCCCCUAUACCAUUUCACGCACAUCUGACAAGUGACUCUCUGCUUUAAUUCCAAAUUUAGAAGUGUAACGUUAGAACAUCAAAAGUGCUUCCUAUCAAGUAACUUACCUGAACAGCUCUCUUGUAUUCCAUACUUCCUAGUCACAGUCACAACUAAGUAUCUUUUUUCAAAUGUUGCUGCAGUGGACCGAAGGUUUCAGUCGACGUCAAGGUUUCCAUUGUGAGAAAAACUCAUGCGCCCUCUUUCCCAGGUAGUCAAACUACCAGGAGGAGUUGUAGUCGACUGAAGUUGUCACAAGUCAGUCGCAAGUUAUCUAGUGUCAAGCUGAGUAAUGAGCUGUUCGUUUGAACUUUUUGCUACCUGUUGCCGUACUUGCAUCUUGACUUGUGGUUUGACUCUUGAUUGCUUUUUGAUUGACUUGGGAUGGACUUGACUGCCAGGACUAAUGCCAGUCAACAGAGGGUGCAUGUUACAGUCAGAGGAGACAUCACUUAUUCAAUUAUUUAAUGAAAUUUAAUGAGAAUGACUUAGUCCUAAUGUUUACAGUUUACAGUUUGCAUUCAAUUUUACAGGAAAAUUGCUCAAAACCCCUGCGUUAAUUGUCAUAGCAUUGCCACACUCUAUUUUUUAUACAAUCUACCCAGAAAAUUUCAGAACUUAAGGUACACGUAAAGAGAAAAAGGGAGACGAUUCGUCCACAGUACUUGUGAUUUGAUAGCAAAAAACCAACAAAAAUCUCAGGACUGUUGUAUUAUGUUUUAUAUAGUGUAUAGUUAAAUUAUUGUUAUAAGAGUAAUGUAAUAGUGUAAUAAGAGUAUAAUGUACAUGAGUGUUAUGUCCAGCCAACACUACAGCUAUGUAUUGGAAAUACGAUUUGCUGCUGUCAAAAAAUAAGUUUACGAAAACCCCAAGACUUUUGAUCGAGUUUAUGGAUUGCAUGAAAGUGGACGCCUGUUGACUUGGAUCUUAGAAGUAAAUUAUGAUUGCAUGUGUACUUUUUUCUUUGGUGGUAAUUGCGAGUUGUUGGAGGGUGUGGCCACAGAUGCAUGCCUGCUUUGGUAGAAGGGAAGAAGCAGUUGGAGUUGCUGCAAAGACAGUGUUGAUUGCCUUUCAAAUCCAGGAAAUGUGUUUUGCAUGAGGUAACAUUAAGAAAUUGGAACCGCGAGGAAGAAAAAUAACUUUUAGGAGUUAUGUCAACCUGUGAUCCAGAUCAUGAAAAGAAAAAGAUCCAUAAAUCUGCCCGAAGUUAAGCAUAAGGGAUGUGUCUAUGUUGGAAGGAGUUUUGUCAGAGUUUUUUAAAAACGAAUCUGUACAUUGUACAUAAGAACAUAAACGUUGGUUUAUCGUGACUGUAUGCGAGAAAGAGGUGUGAAGUGGCCCGUUGCGUUUUGGGGGCUACCUCCCCCUAAACACAACGAUUCCUUAUGAUCUCAACGCUCUUUCCGUGAAAACGUUUUGCUAGUAAUUUUCUGGAUGAGAAAAACAAAAGAUUCCAGCAUACAUGCCUGUUUAACGUUUAUAUUUCAUAUUUUUAUGUGGACGAUUACCAAGGAAAAAAAAGAGUCAGCUUGAGAAGACGGAGAAUAUUUAAUGAUGUAAUAAUUGUUGAUUACAGAUAAUGAACUUUUUUCGUUUGUUUGUGUGUAGUGUUCUUUCCAAUUUUUCUGCUGCGUGGAAAAGGAAUUUAUUAAUGAAAGUUAUAUUAAGAGAAAUGAUUAGAAAUAUGUGCACUGGUUUUCUUUUUCUUUGAAUAAACUUAUUCUCUGCUUGGUUUACAACGGUA
Messenger RNA from Patiria miniata (bat star), 11031 nucleotides. RefSeq names its product AT-rich interactive domain-containing protein 2-like (gene arid2). Lineage: Eukaryota; Metazoa; Echinodermata; Asteroidea; Valvatida; Asterinidae. Gene Ontology annotation, molecular function: DNA binding. The record is from RefSeq and is a predicted model, not a curated record. Gene Ontology annotation, biological process: regulation of DNA-templated transcription. The transcript is spliced from 18 exons. The coding region runs from base 450 to 7142 and encodes 2230 amino acids. Gene Ontology annotation, cellular component: SWI/SNF superfamily-type complex.